GUUGACUCGAUCCUUGAGCAACGAAAAAGGAAAGGGGUUUUAGAAUAUUUGGUGCGUUGGAAAGAUGCUGACGCAGGAGAAGACACUUCAUGGGAACCUGCAGACUCAAUAAUUGCUGACUGUGCUCAAGCUGUCAAAAGCUUCUUGAAAGCGAAAAGUGCUAAGAGGUCGUCGUCAAGAUCAAGAAAGUCUUCUCGUUCAAGGUCAAGAUCUUCAUCCCGAAGUCGCAAGGCGACAACGAAAAAAGAAACAACGAAAACAGCUGUUAGGAGGUCCUCAAGGUCCCGAUCAAAAGGCAGAUUGUCCAAAACGUCCACAGAGGAAAAGAAAGACGUUGAAGAGGUCAAAGAGAAGGCCCCUGUAAAAGAGAAAAGUCCUGAAAAAGUAACCGUCGUUGCAAAUAAUUCUUCCUCCACUGUGGUUGCAAGUGUUUCUACUAGCAGCACUACUACUCAAAGUGCUAUGGCAGAAAAGAAACGUUCAGCGAGUCCGGAGCAGGGUCGAGUGCUGAGGUCAUCUACAGUGGCAGCCAGAGAGAAGUUGGAGGUUCAACGUGUACACAACGAGCAGCGACCAGUACGGGAAGACGACAACCAACCCCGCAGUGCUGUUUGGAGGGUGGCAGACUAUGCUGUCAUUGUUCUGUUCAUCAUCUCUGUCAUCGCUGCUAUCUUCCUGUUUGUUGAGAAGUUUGUCGAUUUGGAGGACUUCAAGAAACAAGCAUUCCCCAACAUGAAUGUCUUGAAGGCCCGUCUCAUUGCAGCUCAGCAGAACCUGGUGGAGGUGGUGCAGACCCUUGUGGCCCGCGUCUCCCAGGUCUGGCUACACAUCGUUGACUCGGACAGCGCUGGACAUGCCCCACAGCAGUCAGUACCCACCAAGCAAUAAUGUCUGUGUCUUGGUUUUUUAAAAAUAAUUUAGCAAAUUGUAUAGACAAGCUGUUCUUGUUGGAUUAUAAUGCAUGUUCUGCAGUGAUGUCCAAUUAUGAAUUUAUAAUGGAAAUGAGUCUGAGAUGGAUGAAGGAUCAUCGUUUCUAGCACUCGAGAGAACAAAGGACAAGGCUCUGGUUGUCAUGAUCAGGUAUGGUUUUGCUUACAGGCUUCCAGUUUAAUGGUGAAGAGGUUGUGAGAUGUUCUACUUGGGAUCAAAGAUGACCUGCCGAAGCACAUCAAAAGAGUUUUUUGUAUUACCCUUUUUGUUCAGCAGAGACUCUUGAAAGGGCAUCAGUACAUCAAUCAAAGAAUUUCUACAUGGUUCAGUGUAUGAGAGGAUAGUCCCUUGCUUUUGAGUAAGCCAUGUAAUUGAAUUGUUGUCCUAUCACAUAUGAAAUACUAUGACGCAGCCCGUGUAGCUGGCCAAAGCUCUGUCUAGGGUACCUUGCUAGACGGAUUUGUUAGUUUGUGACCAUUCAUUCCAAUUUGAAGAUGACUUAAUCCCAAGAUGUUCACUUCAAUGAGCAAAGAACCACAUGUUGAAAGAUAAAGAUGCUUUGUAACAAAGCCAGUACGUGUCCCAGACAGAAUUCUUGUUUUCAGUCGGAUUUGUGAAAUGCUUUACUUUAGUAUGGUGCCCUUUAUUGGUUGUGCAUUGAGGGCAAAGCUGAUAAGUGUGACAGCAUCACAUGGUGCAAAGAUUAUGGAGUAAUGCCAUAGGUUCGUGAAUGGUGAAAUGCUUGUAUAUUUUUUGUAUAUUUUCUCUAAUACUUUGAAAUUAGUAUGUUAAGAAACGCCUGUAAAUGGUUUGGAGCAAGUUAAUCCACCUACAGUAUUUUAGGAAAGAAUGUUAUGAUGCCAACAAAUCGCUUUAUAUGCAUAGUAGUAUAUUUGAGAUUUUUUAUUGAUCUAUGCUCUUCAAAAGAUGAAUAGAUGAAAUAUUACUUUGAGGCAGCAUUUUAAGAGAGGUAUCAUGGCUUUAGUUUUAGCAUAACAUUGUCUCAUCAAAGGCAGAACAUUUAGGGACAUGUCCAAGAGGAUUUCACCUGAAGAGCAGAGAAAAAUUGAGAGCCUGACGUGCCGCCGAUAGAGAACAAAGUAGUCUAUAUAUGGCUGUCUGCAGACCAGGUUCGUCCCCGGUUUUGGAAAUCCUUAGUUGGCAUUCUGUUGCUCCAGUUCAGCAGACCCCUGAAUGGAGGUGUAUCACUUGGUCUGAUUGUAUCACUCUGUGUAUGGCAGUGGUGAAAUGUUGAUCAUUCUAUUUUGGAAGGUGUUGUCUUUAAUGCAUGCAUGCAGAAUAGCCUUUCAUGUUUCUAGUAUCAUUUAUGUGUUUUGUUAUGCGUUGAUGCAUUUUGUUUCUCAUUUUUAUCUUCAAGUAGAGCUUCUGUUUGGACUAUUUUGCAAUUGCUGGCUGUACAACAAAUGGGGUUCCCUGUUUCUGAGCCUGAAUUAAUUUGAUAUUUUGUUCAGAUACUCACUGAUGCACAUCGAAACAUUGAACAGAAGUCUUUGCCUAUGCCCGCAGUGCUCAGAAGGGCUCAUAAGUGUACAUUAAGUGAACCUUAGCGAAGAGGGAAAGGAACACUACCAUGUCAUUAAAAAUGUUUUAGUGAUUACAUACCUCGGUGGGGGGGGGGUAUACGCCUACCCCUGGUCACAAAGCUGACACAGCUACUCAGCGUCUUCCGGAGUACACACCUGGUCAUGUGUACAAUGCCAAUGAAACAGGGCUGUUUUAUAAAGGAAUCUCUGAUCAUGGUUAUGUCUGCAAAGGUGUUGAGCUGAGUGGUGGAGAAAAGAGCAGAAAUACAUGAUUGCUGUACUGAUGUGCACUAACAUGUGGGGACAGGUUAAGUUGUAAUUUUUGUUCAUUGGAAAAAACACUUGGCCACGUGGCUUUCCAAGUGACUGCUCCGGACUAGUUGUCAUCUAUUGCAACUCAGAAAAUGCUUCGAUGACAUGAGACAUUCUGAAACCUAUUUCUGUGGUAGUUUUUGAACAAGUAUGCAAUAAGUUUCUCAAGUUCAAGUGUAACUGAUCUCUUGACUAAAUUGUUAAAUUUAUAUAUGCAUAUUUUAAUGCUGUAUAACAAAAACAACCACGCUUGUUGCACAUCAUAGGCCUAAGUAUUCAAUCAGUGACCAUGUAGAGACCUUCCUUCAAAGGUGUAUUUUGAGUGACUAAUCGAAACAUUUCAAGUCAGUCACCCAAUCGUAUCUCUCACCCAAACCAAUGUCCAUGGAGAGCUGGUUGGGAAAACACUUUCACUGUGAUGCGUGAAAGGCAGUCUUGCCAAAUUAUAUGAUUGUCGACACUCGUCUUUGUGAAUGAUGCACACUGCCUCAGUUGUUACAAAAAGUUUCUGCUUGUCAAGCUUUACCUGUCAGUGUGUUUCACGCAUUGAGGCUUAUGUUUAGGGGAAGUGACCAUAGGUUUGUGUGUCUAAAUUAUAUAAAAACAUUUUUUUUUAAAGGUUUCGCUUGAAAGGCUGUACAUUUAUAUGGCAUGUGUUCAGGCAGAGACUACUGUAACUUUCAUAUGUCUGUAAGUUAAACUACCACUCCAAUGUUGAGUUGAUGAUCGCAGGUGAUUCAAUCAUACUUUAUUUACAUGUCGUGUACAUUGUAUGGUCUGAGUGGGUUUUUUUCAUUUUCUGCUUAAUUGCUUUACGGAGUUGGUGGUGUAUGCUGCUUGCUGGUGGUUGAAAAAGGAGCCACUGGUGGAUCCCACUUCUUUACUGUUCCAUCGAUAUUUUUGUCUGAAAUGCUUGGUUUUUCUCAGAUAGUCGAUUUUGGGCCCAUGUGCUUCUCUUUUACUAAAACAUUGUGUUACUUUUUGGCUCUGAGUCACAUAUAAUAAUUAGGCUGCAGUCUUCUGUUAUUAAGAAUGAACAUUAUAAAUUAUAAUAAUUUUUUUUCUGUACAUGACCAGAUUCGCCGAUUGAUGUGUGUCUGGUUUGUAUUAUAAUUAUAACAAAAUUAACAUUACCUGAUGCUAGGACCAAGCUCAGUUUCCUAUGACCUUUUUUUUUCAGUUGUAGUUGUAGGUAGAUGUUACAACAAUAAAGAUGGGUUGUUUUUUUUUGUACAUUCCUGAUAUGUUUCAAAAUCAAAUUGUGUACAUGUGAAGGACAUAGAGAAUCUAAGAAUUUUCUAGACUAGUUUUUUAAAUUAAAAAAAAAAGAAUUUUAGUUAACUCCAUAAUAAAUUCAACAGUGUCAUUACUUUGAAAUUUUUUGUUUGUUCUUUCACAAUCUUUGCAUUCUGUUUCUUGUUUAAAUUAGAAAUAUUGAAACUUUUGUCAAAUUGUCUCCUGUCACUGCCUAUUACUAUUACAUUACGUUUUCUGUCUUAAUGUUUUGUCUAUAGUUGGCCUGUAAAUUUUAUAUGCCCCUGUUGUCUGUUAUAAUAGUUCUGCUUUUUUCCUGCACUGUAUAACUGAAUUUAGUUAUCAUAUCAAAAUCUGCAUGAUGUAGCUGGUCUUGUGAAACCUAUACUGGUACUUUAUUGAUAUAUAUAACAUAUUUUGUACUCCCAUCUAUCUUUGUGUUUGACAAUCUCAAGGAUUAGGAUGCCAGUUGUGUCGGUGACAUUGUCUCCCAUGUUGUGCCCUGACUCUUGACUGGAUUUAAGUUGUUUAUAAAUGGAAACAUCUGUUGUCAUACUCUUGCAGAGUCAGAGCUAUGAGAGGAUCAGUUUUUUAUGGGUUUUGCCUCAUAAUGAGUCAUACUCAUAAAAUGAGUUACAAAUUCUGAACCAGUUCAGGUUGUUUAAUUCUAAUACUAUCCAGUGUAACGUUAGUAUGUUCUACUCUGGAGUUCACUGGCAGGGUGUUGCUACACUACUGCUGCAUGGCAGGGGAUUUCUCUUUCAGAGCUUUAUUGACUGUGUCAUUUUUUUUGUUUCCUUCUGGCUAGUUUUAGCUUGACAUGAUAAGUAAAAAUGGCAAACAUGAGAGCUCGUAUCUCAUCUUCUUUUCUACCCAUUGCUAGUCCCACAAAACACUUUUCUGCUCAUGUUAUCUCACAGCAAAAUGUUUCAAAUGACAGUCCUCAGGCAUUUCAUUACCAGUAUUGGUGGCAAGUAUUAUUCCUUGCCAUGACUGUCUUUUUGUUUGUGGAGAGAGGACAGAGCAUUGUGUGUUUCUGAUGAUUUGUCUUUUUUCCAAAUGUUCAAAGCUAAACAUUGUAGUUUGGUCAUGAUGAAAGCCAAAUAAUUUUCUAAUUCAUUUUUUAUCUAAAAUAAACACUGUAUUAUCACAGACAGCUGGAGAAAUUUGA
Aplysia californica (California sea hare) is the source of this 5211-nucleotide messenger RNA. Its product is annotated as chromo domain-containing protein cec-1. NCBI's taxonomy places the organism in Eukaryota, Metazoa, Mollusca, Gastropoda, Aplysiida, Aplysiidae. The record is from RefSeq and is a predicted model, not a curated record. Gene Ontology annotation, biological process: chromatin organization; negative regulation of transcription by RNA polymerase II. Gene Ontology annotation, cellular component: pericentric heterochromatin. Gene Ontology annotation, molecular function: chromatin binding.